AUCGAUAUAUUUAUUUGAAAUUAUGAUCACAUUAAUCGAAAUAAAUAGGUAAACAUGAGCGAUACGGCUGAAAAGGACGAAACGAAUGCGCCGGAGGAACUGGAUGUGGGGAGUGAACGUUUCAAUCCACUACGUGCGCUAUAUGCCGCCGAUUACAAGGUUACUGAUAAGACGCCAAAAGUGCUGUAUCAAAACAUAGCUGCGUUUGAAAGUGCGCUUACAAAAGUUGGUGUUUGGGAACUAAACAAAAAACAGAAACAAAGCAGCAAUGAAGUCGCAGUUAAGAAGACACCUUCCACAGCCUCGUCAGUUGACCAGGUUGCGAGUACUCGACGAUUCGAGCCACAUCAGAUGGCUAUAGCAAGCACCACGAAGGCAAAACACCAUCGCAAUCUUCACACACACAUGGCCAGUGCGGAAGGACCUUUGGCUUUGUUGCAGAGUUACUUGCCACCCAAUACACAAACACGGGUACGGGUCUACCUGCGGAAAGAGCACGGCGUUGGCGGCACCAUCGAAGGUGAACUUGUGGCCUUUGACAAACAAUGGAAUCUGUUGCUGAAGAACGCAGUUGAGAUUUGGCAGCGUCGGAAGUACAAGUAUGGUGAACAGAAGAUCCAUGGCACUGCCGCAUCAGAAGAAUGCAGUGCACGGCUUCUUCAGUUGGGUAUUUCUCUGCCCGUUGUGCACGUGAAGAGUCUAAGCCGGAAGAAUGUGCAGCUGCGACGCGAAAUCCCACAGCUGAUGGUCCGCGGCGAGAAUGUUGUCUUAAUAAGUUGUAUUAGCAAUUCAAAAGACUAAAAUUUAAUUUAAUUUCAUAUAAUGUAAGUUAAUUAGUUAUAGUACAUCAAUUGGUGUACACCAUGGGAACGCAUUCCUCGGCUGCCACAUGACAAGGCGAAUCAUCCUCCAUUAAAUGUUGCAAGCUCUCGUUUGGAUAACUGCAAAAGAAAA
Molecule: messenger RNA, 954 nt
Organism: Drosophila innubila
Lineage: Eukaryota; Metazoa; Arthropoda; Insecta; Diptera; Drosophilidae
Gene: Lsm11
Product: U7 snRNA-associated Sm-like protein LSm11
Exons: 1
Coding region: 55-801 (248 amino acids)
Biological process (GO): mRNA 3'-end processing by stem-loop binding and cleavage
Cellular component (GO): U7 snRNP
Molecular function (GO): U7 snRNA binding
Source: RefSeq, a predicted model, not a curated record